AUGUCUCAUUUAUUUCUCGGAACAGGAGGGACAAUAUUUACCUAUACAAUAUUAACAAUUUAUUUAUUUGGAGAUUUAGCUGUAUAUUCUACAAUGGUUCCCAAAUCUUUAAUGAAUAUUAUUUGUUCUACUUUAAAUUCUUCUGCCUCUUUAAAUCCAAAUUUGCCUUGCCAUAAUGGACCUAAUAAUUGGCUAAAUUUAUUUAGUAGAUUUUUUGUUUAUCGAUUUUGUAUUUUAAUUUUUGUUGGAUUUUGUUUUCCAAUGAUUUUAUUGGGAAUGACUAGAACAAAAUGGUUACAAUUAUCAACUACUUUAUCUAGAUGGACUGCAUUUAUUUUAAUGAUUGUAAUGGCCACAAAUUUACUUUUGCUUGAUGGCCCAAAAGGACAUCCUCCACCAAUUAAUUUUCAUUCUUUUGGUUCUUUAUUUGGUGUUGCUGUCUAUGCAUUUAUGUGUCACCAUUCAAUACCUGGAUUAAUUUCCCCAAUAAGGGGAAUUGAAAAUAAUUUUAAUAAAAAAUUAUUUUUAAUUUAUUCUUUAAUUUAUUUGUUUUAUUGUGCUUUGUCUUUAACUGGCUCUUUUGCUUUUGAACAUGCACAAGAUAUUUAUACUAUUAAUUUUUUGCACGAACAAACAGAACAUGUCAAUUUGUGGGAUUCUUUAAUUGAUUAUUUCCUCGCUUUAUUUCCAGUUUUUGUACUUACAUCUUCGUAUAUUAUUGUAGCAAUUACUUUAUGUAAUAAUAUGAAAGUAUUAUUUAAAUUAUUAAUUAAUGGAAAAUUUGGAAGAAUUUUUAUUAGAAGAAAUUUAGAUAAUCAAGAAGAAGAGGGAAUACUUACAAAUUUUCCUGGUGUUGGUGUUCAAUAUAUUCUGCCAGCUUUGUUAAUUUUAAGUGCCCGAAAAGCUCUUUUCACAAAAAUUGGUUCAAACACAAUUCCAUUAAAUUUAUUAUCUUCUCCAUUUACACAUUGGUUAUGGCCUAUAGGAAUUCUUUGUUGGGCUGUUUUUGCAAUUUUAAUUGUUUCUUUAAAUAUUUUUCAUUUAGGAUAAGUGAUAAUUUUUGCAAAAUAUUUUUGUCUUUUCUUUCAGUCUUUCC
Molecule: messenger RNA, 1096 nt
Organism: Meloidogyne enterolobii
Lineage: Eukaryota; Metazoa; Nematoda; Chromadorea; Rhabditida; Meloidogynidae
Source: the annotation of a GenBank genome assembly